AGUUUGAUUGUUGCAUAAAAUCUGAAGUCAUUGUUUAAAGCUUGCUGUUAUAUUUUGAAAUGUUUAGAAAUUUGGCAUUCUUCAAAAAUUGCUGGGAGUAUGAGAAUUUUCUCUAAAAUUUUCGAGUUCAGCAAGUCACUCUUCACCGCGGACCAGAAUUUUCCAGACACAAAACUUUUGAUGGAAUCGACUAUGGAAAAAGUGAAGAGCUAUGAGUUGUGUUUGCAGGACAUGAAUAAGCUCUUGCAACGCCAAGGUUGUGACAUCAAGCUGAAUCAAGAAACGAACCUUGAGCUGAUUGGUAAAUUGGAGGCAAAAUGCGAGGAAUCGUUUUCCAAGUUCGUCGCUCGACUGGAAUGUCUCGAAAACAGCAAGCUGUCCGCUCAGUUUGAAAGGGACAGCUUGAGGAGUUGCGUUGCUUCCAUUCAGACCAAAGUAGAUUCUCUGGAGAACAAGUUCCACAACCUCUCUGAUCAAUUUGCCACGGUGGAGCUGAAUUCCGAUGAGCAACUGCAGAUUUUGCAAAAAGCUGUUGACGGGAACGCCAGUGAGAUCAAAGACUUGAUUGCCUACGUGCAGGAAUACGGUGACAACAUGCAGAAACACAUUUCCAACACGCAGCAGUUUGUAGCUAAUCUGGAAAUGUGCUUUGGAAAAAGGGAGAGCUGCGAGACAAACGUGAGAGAACAGAUUUUAGUGCUAGACAAAGAAAUUCACCAACUAGGCAAAGCUCUGGACAGGAUCGCAGGAGAUGGAGAUGGAAGAGAAAGAGAAUUCGCCACUUUGAGCGAGCAGUGGGGCCAAUUUCGCGAGGAGCAGUUUCUCCAGACGCAGUUGCUGCAGGAUGUUGUGGAGGAGAACAAGCAGGAGCUGGCCAAAGCUGUGGAAGUCAUCACCAAGAUCAACAGUCUGCAAAUGGUCUCGGCCCCAGAAGGAUCAGAGGUGAGAGAAAUGAAAACCGACCUGCUAAAGGCCACAAGCAGGCUGGCUAAACUGGAGACGCACGUGAAGAUGUACUUGGCGAAACUGAGCAAAGCCAUCGAAGGAAGGAGCUACGCUGUGAAGGACGAUGGUGGACGCAAUGAUGUAGAUUACACAGACCUGCAGCAGAGGAUCAGUGAAAUUGAGAAUGACGUUCUGUACAAUCUGAAGCAGCAAGUCGAGGAGCUGAAGAGGGAGAACAGCGAGCUGGCCAGAGAGGUGAAGCACUUGAAGCAUGCGAGGAGAAGUGAAAAAAGCGCCAACGCUGAGCUGUCGAAACGCCUUGAAGCGGUUGAAAAUGCGGCAAACUUUACAAAAAUUGAAAUGAGAAGAUUGCAGGAAGCUUUGCAAACUAUUACAUCAUCGUUGGUGACCAGAUUGGAUGAAGACAUAGUCAUCAAAAAGAGUCUGCAAGAGAGCCGGAAAGAAAAUGACAAAAAGUUUGAAGUGGUGCUCGGCUUCAUAGAGCCUGUUAUGGAGAACAUAAAUCGCAAAGUCGGCGAAAGAGGCGAGCCUAUCCAUUCCAUCUGCAGCCCACUCACAAAAGCCGCUGAGAGCUGGAAGAACGAGCUCGAGAAUACCUUGGACGAGGAGGUGGAGAAGCAAACAGUCAUGCAGAAACUGACCAUAGAAAAGGCCAACGGCGACGCAACAGGCCUCUCAAACGCAGCACUGCUGCAUUUUGGCGACAAAUUGCGGCUGAAUCUGCCCGCGGCAAACGAGUCCAAAAUUAAGUGCCAGGCAGCAGCUGUCGCCUCGGCAACGCGGCGCGUCAUCAGCAAAGAUCCCAGUGAAAAAGGGCUGGCCGCCGUCAAGUGUGUUGCUGACCACGCCAAGUACAGGGAGUAUUAUUCACGCGUCGCACCACUCUCAGCCGACGCGGUCCAGCAGCAGACCAACUACAUCAAGAAGAAUAUUAAUAACAUGCGCAAGCCUGGUAAAUCCGCCGCCCAGUCUGGCGCACACUGAUUAAUCAGACACUCU
Molecule: messenger RNA, 1965 nt
Organism: Cloeon dipterum
Lineage: Eukaryota; Metazoa; Arthropoda; Insecta; Ephemeroptera; Baetidae
Exons: 4
Coding region: 100-1950 (616 amino acids)
Source: RefSeq, a predicted model, not a curated record